CAAACACUGGGCACGAGCUGCGAGUCGGGUAUCAGUGAUAGUGAGGCCGAUGUGCGCCUUAAACGGGACGGACCUAACGCUUUCACACCACCCAAACAGACCGCGUGGUAUAUACUACUGGGCCGGCAGAUGACCACCGCGUUUGCCAUUAUUUUAUGGAUUGCCUCUAUCAUCAGUUUUGCGUGUUAUGCGAUUGAUACUAACAUUGAAUAUAUUAUUGUCGGAGUAGCACUGGCCCUAGUGGUGAUAAUAACUGGAACAUAUUCGUAUUCACAGGAAGCUAGCAGCAGCAAGAUUUUUAAAUCGUUUAAAAAUAUGAUCCCGCAGAAU
This is a messenger RNA of Oppiella nova, 330 nucleotides long. Lineage: Eukaryota; Metazoa; Arthropoda; Arachnida; Sarcoptiformes; Oppiidae. The record is from the annotation of a GenBank genome assembly.